ACCUCCGUCCGUCGCUCACUGACAUGUCCCCAUCAACCGAAAACCCCCAACGACCACACCGUCCCGUCCCCAGCCCCACGGACGAACGGACGGACACGUCGUCCCCUUGCUGCCUGCCCGUACGUGCUCUCGCUCCGGUCGACAGAUCACUACACUACACGAGCCCAGCAGUGCAGUGCAUGCAGCAGCGGCGCACUGGUGGAGUGGUGGUGGCGACUGACUGACAGCCACUGCAGCGUGCGCCUUUACUGUGCGGUAAAGCUGUUGAAAGCCGAGGAGGAGUGAGCCGGAGGUGGAGAAAAAGGCCCGGGCAGAGGGCGACAGAGCGUGACAAGAAGAACUCCCCUCCGUCUCGCCGCUGCCCGCCUUGCCACUUCUGCUCUGCUCGCACCGCUCGCGGCGACCAGUCCACCUCCACCGGACAAAGCCAUGCCUCGUCCCAGCGGCAGCAGCACCACGCUGCUGCUGCUGCUGCUCGCCGUCCUGCUCGUGCGCGGCGCCAAUGCCGGUUCGCUGGAGGGCGACGCCGCGGCGCUCGCCGACUUCCGGCUCGCCGCGGACCGCUCCGGCGCGCUGGCCACCUGGAACGCGUCCGCCAGCCCGUCCCCGUGCGGCUGGCGCGGGGUGACGUGCGCGGGCGGGCGCGUGACGCGGCUGGUGCUCGAGGGGCUCGGCCUGUCCGGCGCGGACGCGCUCCCGGCGCUGGCCCGGCUCGACGGCCUCCGCGUGCUCAGCCUCAAGGGGAACCACCUCUCCGGCGCCGUCCCGGACCUCUCGCCGGUCCAAGGGCUCAAGCUGCUCUUCCUCUCCCGCAACGCGCUCUCCGGCGCCAUCCCGCCGUCGCUGGGCAAGCUCUACCGCCUCUACCGGCUCGACCUCUCCUCCAACAACCUGUCCGGCGUCGUGCCGCCCGAGCUGGCCCGGCUCGACCGGCUGCUCACGCUCAGGCUCGACUCCAACCGCCUCACCGGCGGGGUCGAUGGCAUUGCGCUGCCGAGGCUGCAGGAUCUCAACGUGUCCCACAAUCUCUUGGCGGGGAGGAUUCCGGUGGCGAUGGCGGGGUUCCCGGCCGAGGCCUUCGGCGGGAACGCCGGCCUGUGCGGCGCGCCCCUGCCGCCGUGCAAGGAGGAGGUGCAGAACGCGUCCCCGUGCCCUCCGGCUGCGGCCAUGGCGGCGUCGUCUCCCUCGUCGAAGCCGCCGGACGGCAAGGGGAAGAUGAGCCGCGGGGUCGUGGCCGCAAUUGUGGCCGCGGACUUCGCCGUGGUCGGGCUCGUCGCCGGCCUGCUGUUCUGCUACUUCUGGCCGCGCCUCUCCGGGCGCCGGAGCGACAGGCGCCACCGCGAGGGGGAGAAGAUCGUCUACUCCUCGAGCCCGUACGGCGCGGCGGGAGUGGUCGCGGCGGCCGGUGGCACGUACGAGCGAGGGAAGAUGGUGUUUCUGGAGGACGCCGGCGGGAGGCGGUUCGAGCUGGAGGAGCUGCUGCGCGCGUCCGCGGAGAUGCUCGGCAAGGGCGGCUGCGGCACGGCGUACAAGGCGGUGCUCGACGAUGGCAGCGUCGUGGCCGUGAAGCGGCUGCGCGACGCGGUGCCCGCGGCGGCGUCGACCAAGAAGGACUUCGAGCACCACAUGGCCGUCCUCGGCCGCCUCCGCCACCCCAACAUCGUGCCGCUCAACGCCUACUACUACGCCCGCGACGAGAAGCUGCUCGUCUACGAGUUCAUGCGCAACGGCAGCCUCUUCUCCCUCCUCCACGGUAACCGAGGGCCGGGCCGGACGCCGCUGGACUGGGCGGCGCGCAUGCGCAUCGCGGCUGGCGCCGCGCGCGGCCUCGCCUACAUCCACCACGCGAGCCGGCGCGGCGGGCUGACGCCCAAGCUGGCGCACGGCAACAUCAAGAGCACCAACAUCCUGCUCGACAGGUCGGGCGAGGCGCGCCUCGCUGACUGCGGGCUGGCGCAGCUGGGCACGUCGUCGCCGGCGGCGAGCUCGGCGGGGUACCGCGCGCCUGAGGCGCCCGCGCCGGCGUCCCGGCCGUGGGCGUCGCAGAAGGGCGACGUGUACGCGCUCGGGGUGGUGCUGCUGGAGCUGCUGACGGGGCGGUGCCCGGGCAGCGAGCUGCCCAACGGCGGCGUGGUGGCGGAGCUGCCGCGGUGGGUGCAGUCGGUGGUGCGGGAGGAGUGGACGUCGGAGGUGUUCGACCUGGAGCUGAUGAAGGACAAGGGCAUCGAGGAGGAGAUGGUGGCGAUGCUGCAGCUGGCCCUAAGCUGCGCGGCGAGCGCGCCGGACCAGCGGCCCAAGGUCGGGUACGUGGUGCGGAUGAUCGACGAGGUCCGCGCGUGCGGGGACCCGCAGGCGUCGUCGCCGUCGCACGGGUCGUCCAUGGACGAGUCCUCCGGCGUCUCCGACUCGCCCGCCGUCUCGGAAGGCGGCGCCGCCAGCCAGUGAUCGGAGAGAGCUUUGUUCGGUACAGUACUUGGGGCUUUGAUUGAGUUGUGAUUUGUGCUUUGGUUAACUGUUUUUUUGUCUUCGUCUGGGGGACGAUUGGUGUGGUCCGUUGGAUCUUAUCUGAUCUGGUGAUGGUGUUGUACAUGAUGAUGAUGAUUGAUCUGAUUAGAAUAGCCGUACUGGGAGGUUGGAUUA
This is a messenger RNA of Aegilops tauschii subsp. strangulata, 2640 nucleotides long. RefSeq names its product probable leucine-rich repeat receptor-like protein kinase At1g68400. The record is from RefSeq and is a predicted model, not a curated record. NCBI's taxonomy places the organism in Eukaryota, Viridiplantae, Streptophyta, Magnoliopsida, Poales, Poaceae. Gene Ontology annotation, molecular function: protein kinase activity; protein binding; ATP binding. Gene Ontology annotation, biological process: protein phosphorylation.